Molecule: messenger RNA, 2329 nt
Organism: Styela clava
Lineage: Eukaryota; Metazoa; Chordata; Ascidiacea; Stolidobranchia; Styelidae
Source: RefSeq, a predicted model, not a curated record
UUAGGGCCUAACCCUAACCUAGUACACAUAUUACAUUCCGAUGUCCGCCAUCUUGGUUCGCAUACUUCGGGAGCCCCAAAAAUGUAUUGUAUUUGUUAGCCUAAAACACUGCUUAGACCCGCAAGACUCAUAAAUUCGACAUUUUCUCGCCGUGCUAACUGUUAUGGUCUAACUUGUCAAUCAGAAAUUUCACCCCCUCUCCCCUUACGCCCCCGGUUCAAAUAUCUUUUAUCGGACCUCCUGAAGUAUGGGCACCAAGAUGGCGCGCAACCUGAACUCAGGUUGUGUACCAGGUCAGGGUUCAGGUUAUGCGACAUCUUGGUGCGCAUACUUCAAGUGUACCCCUUUAUCACACUUUCACAAAUUUGCGAGUUUUGUCAAACAAGCAGUUUCCAACACUUUGCACAAUUUUAAUUCAACUCUAUUCUUCAACUUCGAAAUGAUUUUAAUCUCUUUUUUGAGCAGUGUGAGCUUUCUUCUUUUUAUGAGCUGUAUUUUCUUAUCAAAUGAUGCAUUUAAGUUUUAAAUUAAUAUUUACUUUAUUUUAGAUAAAAUUACUAGAUAAAAAAAUAUAUCACAAAAAAAUAACUGGACAGGUUUGGGCACAAAAUGGCUGAUCAUGAUUCCCUUAUUGAGCAAUUCAAGGCAGUUACAAAUGAAAACGACGAUCGCUCUCGUUUUUAUCUCGAAAGUGCAAACUGGGAGAUUGAUUUAGCUCUGAGUAGUUUCUAUGACAACGCAGGGGGACCGGAACUCAUGGAGACUGAACCUGCUAUACCUCAACCUGGUGCAUCACUCAGUAACACUGAGCAAGAUGAUGAGUUUCAUGAUGCAAUGGUAGAUAGCUCAGAUGGGAAAGAUACCAAGGAUUCAUCGGACUACGACCGAGCGGAAGACCGUAAAAGUGAUGACAGUGAGGAAGAGGGCCAGGAAUAUUAUGCAGGAGGUUCAGAACACAGUGGAGAGGUUAUCGUAGGUCCAGGAAAGAAGAAACGUGGCGAAGAUAUUGUUUCAAAAAUGUUUAAGAACGCAAAGAAACAUGGAGCUAUGCCUGUGGAUGAAGCUUCAUCUUCAUCAGGGAAAAAGAAAGACAAAAAGUAUUUCACGGGUGGUGGUUAUAAGCUCGGAGCCGAGGCUGAAGACCAUGAAUUCAUACCAGGAGCUGAGAAGCCAGAGGAACGCAAAUUAGACGUCGUACUGAAACUGUGGAAAAAUGGAUUCACUGUUGGGGACGGGCCGUUACGAGACUACCACGACCCAGAAACAAAAGAAUUCUUGGGUGCAAUAGGAAAAGGAGAGAUACCUCAGGAAUUAUUACGAAUGGCUCAAGGUGGUGAAGUCAACUUGGACAUGGAAGAUCACAAGAAUGAAGAUUAUAAACCAGAGAAACAAAAAAUGAAAGCUUUCACAGGUGAAGGUCAUACACUUGGUGGCAUCACACCAAAUGUGGUAUCAAGUGUUACUCCUCCUUCGAAACCAGCAGAAACGACAUCAGUCGACCCAGAAGUAAUCAUUAACGAAUCUUCUCCUGUCACGACAAUACGAGUCCAACUCGGUGAUGGGUCAAGGGUCACACAAAAGUUCAACCACAGCCACCAGGUGGCAGACGUGUAUUCUUUUGUACGAAAUCGUUCAAGCGAAUCGAGAAAUUUUGUCUUAAUGACAACAUUUCCUAACAAAGAACUCAAGGACGAUGAAACCACCUUAAAAGAAGGAAACUUAUUGAACGCUGUCAUUGUUCAAAGAUUUAAAUAAGCAAUCAUGUUAUGUUUCUAUGGUAAUGCUGGUAUCCAUAGCAACAUUGUUGCUAGGGCAACAAAUCUUUUUUGCUAGGAAGUUUUUAUUAUAACAUGGCAAUACCUUACUGUAGAUAUUAGUUUAUUCCACACUGACUUUACAUUGAGCCUCAGCUAUUGUCUUGAUGAUACUGUUAAUUUAGCCUUAGUUAUCAAGGAAACUUUGGUUUUCUAUUUCAAAAUGGAUAAGGAUAUCAUUGAUUACAGUGGUUGCAACCUCCAAUGGCUCGUGCCCCCCCCCCCCCCUUUGUAGCCCUAUAUUUCAAUUGCGAUAAGCCAGUGGUUCCCGAACUUUUAUGGCUCGUGGCCCCCAUUCAAGAGGCUUUUACACUCAUGGCCCCCUGUUUAUCAUUUCAGCGGUUUUUAUAGUGUUCAUUUGGUUGGUGGAUUCCAAAUCCCAUUAUGUUCGAACAAUUUAUGCUCAUAGAAGGCUUUAGGCAAGCAAACGCUGUCUGAUAUCGGGCUGCCGAUUUGUUGAUGAUAUAACUGCACGGUUAGCAAUUUUGUCAGUGGUACUUACGACUUUGUUCCAU